AUGACACAAGACAAAUUUCCGAAAAAUAAUGAACUUGUCGAUUUCGAUCUGUGUUUUAGCUAUAUCUCGGAGAUGUGGGGAAAAGCUAUUGCCACUCCCUGGGCGUGUCAACCAGAAGCUAUUGCCACUCCCUGGGCGUGUCAACAAGAAGCUAUUGCCACGCACAGGCGUGUCAACAAGAAGCUAUUGCCACGCCCGGGCGUGUCAACAAGAAGCUAUUGCCACUCCUUGGGCGUGUCAACAAGAAGCUAUUGCCACUCCCUGGGCGUGUCAACAGGAAGCUAUUGCCACGCCCGGGCGUGUCAACCAGAAGCUAUUGCCACUCCCUGGGCGUGUCAACCAGAAGCUAUUGCCACUCCCUGGGCGUGUCAACAAGAAGCUAUUGCCACGCACAAGCGUGUCAACAAGAAGCUAUUGCCACUCCCUGGGCGUGUCAACAAGAAGCUAUUGCCACACACAGGCGUGUCAACAAGAAGCUAUUGCCACGCCCGGGCGUGUCAACAAGGUGCUAAGAUGAAGAAAUCUUCUGAAUAUUUUCCUUGCGGUUCAUAG
Molecule: messenger RNA, 552 nt
Organism: Didymodactylos carnosus
Lineage: Eukaryota; Metazoa; Rotifera; Eurotatoria; Philodinida; Philodinidae
Source: the annotation of a GenBank genome assembly